GUCACUGAGCCGCGGACCGGGUGACGGAGGCAGCGCCAUGUCAGCGGCGUUGUUUGGCUCCUGGUCCCGCCUGGGCGGGAGUGGGGCCCGCCCCUCCGUAGCCAGCCGGGUCGUCAGGGUCGGCCCGGUGAACCACGCUCCUCCCUGGCCCCACACCGACUCAGGCCUCAGCAUUUCCUCCAUCACCAACAUUCUCUUGUUCUUUGUGGACCUCCUUGUUGUGGGAAACUGAGCAAGAGCCUGCUGUUAUAAGUGCUUGAAACUGCGGUACAGACCUGCGUGAGCCAGUAUUGGGCUGCUCUGCUGGGCCUAGGUCUAUUGUUCAUGCUGCUACUGUAUGUGGGACUACCUGGCCCCCCUGAGCAAACUUCCUGGCUCUUGAGAGAACCCAAUGUCACAAUCCUGGUUGGUCUUACCCCAGGAAACUCUCCCGUUUUUUACCGUGAGGUGCUUCCACUCCACCGGACACACAGGGUGGAGGUGGUGCUGCUUCAUGGAAAGGCCUUUAACUCCCACACGUGGGAACAGCUGGGCACACUGCAGCUACUGUCGCAGAGGGGCUACCGGGCUGUGGCCUUUGACCUUCCAGCUCACCACGCUCAGAGCCAUGACCAGCAAGGAUCCUGAAUCCGAGCACCCGUCUGUGACGCUGUUCCGCCAGUAUCUGCGCAUCCUCACUGUCCACCCCAAUCCUGACUAUGGGCCUGCUGUGGCCUUCUUUGAGGAGAGAGCCCAUCAGAUGGGCCUGAGCUGUCAGAAAGUGGAGGUGACACCUGGCUAUGUGGUCACUGUGCUAACUUGGCCAGGCACUAACCCUACACUCUCCUCCAUCUUGCUCAACUCCCACAUGGAUGUGGUACCUGUCUUCAAGGAACAUUGGAGUCAUGACCCCUUUGAGGCAUUCAAGGAUUCUGAGGGCUACAUCUAUGCCAGGGGCACCCAGGACAUGAAGAGUGUCAGCAUUCAGUACCUGGAAGCUGUGAGAAGGCUGAAGGUCGAGGGCCACCGUUUUCCUAGAACCAUCCACUUGACCUUUGUGCCUGAUGAGGAGAUUGGGGGUCACAAAGGCAUGGAGCUGUUUGUACAGCGACCUGAGUUCCAGGCCCUGAGGGUGGGAUUCGCCCUGGAUGAGGGCCUGGCCAACCCCACUGAUGCCUUCACUGUCUUUUAUAGUGAGCGGAGCCUCUGGUGGGUGCGGUUUACCAGCAGUGGGAAGCCAGGCCAUGGGUCACGCUUCAUUGAGGACACAGCAGCAGAGAAGUUGCACAAGGUUGUGAGCUCCAUCUUGGCAUUUAGAGAGAAGGAGAGGCAGAGGCUGCAGUCAAACCCUCACCUGAAAGAGGGGGCCGUAACUUGCGUGAACCUGACUAAGCUAGAGGGUGGUGUGGCUUAUAAUGUGGUACCUGCCACUAUGAGCGCCAGCUUUGACUUCCGUUUGGCACCGGAUGUGGACCUGCAGGCUUUUGAGAAGCAGCUGCAGAGCUGGUGCCAGGCGGCUGGUGAGGGUGUCACCUUCGAGUUUGUUCAGAGGUGGAUGAAGCCCCGAGUGACACCUACUGAUGAUGCAAACCCCUGGUGGGCAGCUUUUAACCGGGCCUGCAAGGACAUGAACCUCACUCUGGAACCUGAGAUCUUCCCUGCUGCCACUGAUAGCCGCUAUCUCCGUGCGGUGGGGAUCCCAGCUCUGGGCUUCUCACCCAUGAACCAUACACCUGUGCUGCUGCAUGACCAUGAUGAGCGGUUGCAUGAGACGGUGUUCCUCCGUGGGAUUGACAUAUACACACGCUUGCUAUCUGUUUUGGCCAGUGUGCCUGCCCUGCCCAAUGAAAACUGAGCCCUAUACCCUUCAGUCUGCCCCAGAGCUGUCAUCCCAACCAGUACCAAGGACCUCCUCUUCCUCUGACCAGUAAUGUAGUCUGUAUGGACAAAGGCUGCCUCUGAACUACUAACACUGCACACGUUCAUGGAAAAGGGAGUCUUUCAUUACUCUGGGGACAUGCUGUUACCAACCAAUUCCUCAGAUGAGGAAACAGCCUGGCUCUGGGCCCUUCCCUACUACCCCACACUGCUCUGUGCCCUUAGGACAUAACACACUGUCCAGUACCUCUCAGCUACAUCUGCCUAGCAACAAGGGGCCAUAGUUCCUGUUCUCAGUGACCACCACACUUCUGACCUGAGGUCAGGGAUACUGUUCCCAUCAAAAAGGGACAAGUGUAACGCCAGCAAUUCAGGAAGCCGAGUCAGAAGGAUCUCAAGUUUAGGCUCGGGCUUAGCAAGACCAUUUCAAAACACUGGAUCCCUUGUCAGAAUCCAAUUUGACAUAACUAAAGCCACCUUGGUCAUAACCACUUGCCUGCCAAACAACCCUGCUACACACUCCAAACUCUACAGGAUAAAUCAAGCUAUUAAGGUAGUCAGCUAGCUUAACUGUCAUUUGACAUAUUAAGUUUUUGUUGCCCCCCCCACACACACACACUUCUUUUUGAGAAAGCCCAGGCAUAUCCCAAUUGGCUGUGGGGCUACCUUUGUUUAGCAUAUCCACCCCUUCCUCCUGCCUCAGGGUACAGGGACCCUCCUGUUGCUGCCCAAGACAUGCUUCUUUCCUUAGCCCUAAUAAACUGCAUUUUGUGCAAUCCUG
Molecule: messenger RNA, 2638 nt
Organism: Sciurus carolinensis (gray squirrel)
Lineage: Eukaryota; Metazoa; Chordata; Mammalia; Rodentia; Sciuridae
Gene: Acy1
Product: aminoacylase 1
Exons: 19
Coding region: 392-1834 (480 amino acids)
Biological process (GO): amino acid metabolic process
Cellular component (GO): cytoplasm
Molecular function (GO): aminoacylase activity
Source: RefSeq, a predicted model, not a curated record